CGGUUCCUUCCUCCUUAUCAAAUGACAUCACCACGUCAGAAUAAAGAAGUGCCAGCAUGGCGUUCACCCUGUACUCCCUGAUACAAACGGCUAUAUUAUGCACCAAUGCCAUAGCCGUUUUGCACGAAGAACGGUUUUUGAGUAAAAUUGGUUGGGGAGCGGAUCAAGGCAUCGGUGGAUUUGGAGAUGAACCUGGGAUUAAAGCACAGCUCCUGAAUCUCAUUCGCUCCGUCAGGACAGUGAUGAGAGUGCCGUUAAUAAUAGUCAACUCGGUGAGCAUUGUAUUACUACUACUGUUUGGCUGAGGUACCCCGGGGGAAUCGGACAAAACGAAUAACAUCUGCAAAAGAAAAUACGGACUAUCCAGCAUGGUCGUCACGGUUGUCGCCACUCUGCAGUUUCCGGGGAAUUCUGAAGCGUCUCCACUCAAGUCUUAUUUUGCACCUGUUUUUUGUAUCACAACGGCAGUGAAUGAUGAAUUGUCUUUUGUAUCACUAUACCUUACAGCAUGCCAAUGUCUCUGUUGAUAUUGAUGAGCUUACAGUUUCACAGACAGGCUUUCUCUGAAAUGCAGGAAGACUAAAAAAACAGCAUCUGUCUGUGACAGAGCAAGGGGGGAAAAACCCAUAUCUUUCUAUCCUGGGACAUUGCCUUGAACACAGUUCCUUCGGUUUAAAAUAAAGUAUUUCAUUUGUCACCCGAUGUGCACUCCAACAGCCCACCACACAGAUUUCCAUGUGGAUUUUAUUUUUCUGCUGAGCAUUACAACUUCUACCUGUACAAGUGAUCUAGCCUUGUAGAGAUACAUAGGGAAUCUGUCUGCAGGGAAUAGGGGAUACAGUUGCUGUAAAUGCAGUUUAUGGUACUCCUCCAUCAACUACCAUGUGAUCCAGUGAGACUCUGUGUUGUCACCUAAAGCCAUCCACUGUUCUGUUUAGAAAGACUAUUAUAACUAAAGAAGUACAAUUCAGAUUGUAUGCUGCGGUAACUGGAUACAAUGACACAACAUUCUGCCCACCUCCAAGGCUGUUACUGGAAAUGUGUGCAUCAUGUCAUUCUUUUCAAGUGCACAGUUAGAUGUCUGGUGUGCACAAAUGUUGUUUUUUUUUACAUAUUAAAUCAUAACAUGUCACUCAUGUCAGAUGUUUUAAUAAAAAAACAGUAGAACUUG
Alosa alosa (allis shad) is the source of this 1171-nucleotide messenger RNA. RefSeq names its product immediate early response 3 interacting protein 1 (gene ier3ip1). The record is from RefSeq and is a predicted model, not a curated record. The coding region runs from base 57 to 305 and encodes 82 amino acids. Gene Ontology annotation, cellular component: endoplasmic reticulum membrane; Golgi membrane; COPII-coated ER to Golgi transport vesicle. Gene Ontology annotation, biological process: endoplasmic reticulum to Golgi vesicle-mediated transport. The transcript is spliced from 3 exons. Lineage: Eukaryota; Metazoa; Chordata; Actinopteri; Clupeiformes; Clupeidae.